AUGAAGUUUGAAGAUACGCAUGCUGGCAAUGGAAUCUUGGCAGAAAAGAAUCCAUUGCCUCUGGGUGAGAAGUCCCACCUGGAUGAGAAGACUCAGUCAUCCAAUGGAAAGGCAGCAAAUAGAAAGGCAGCAAAUGGAAAGGUUGAGAUCUGUGUAAAGCAGGAGGCAAAUGGUAAGUGUGUCGUGCCCAGAAAAAGCCUCAACCAGUACAGUUGGCAGGAGAUUCAGAAGCAUAAUCUGGAGACAGACCAGUGGCUUGUGAUCAAUCGCAAGGUCUACGAUGUUACUCGUUGGGCAGACAAGCAUCCCGGUGGACGUCGGGUUCUCACCCACUACGCAGGCGAAGAUGCCACGGAUGUUUUUAAAGCCAUGCACCCGAACAUAGAUGUAGUACAAUUGUACCUUAAGCCUCUGCUCAUUGGAGAACUUGCCCCAGGAGAGCCCAACCAGGAGAUAAAAAAAAAUGCCCAGUUAGUGGAAGAUUUUCAAGAAUUGCGGAAGUCGUUGGAAGCUAUGAAGAUGUUUGAUGCCAACCUAGUCUUCUAUUUCCUUCACUUUAUCCAGAUCUUGUUUUUGGAAGUACUGGCUUGGCUAAUGCUAUGGCAUUUUGGCACUGGGUGGCCUAAUACAAUAUUAAUUUCCUUAAUCCUCACAAUUUCUCAGGCUCAGAGUUCAUUUUUGCAGCAUGACAUAGGACACCUUUCCGUAUUUAAGAAAUCCAGAUGGAACCACCUGAUGCACAAAUUUGUGAUGUGUCAUCUCAAGGGCCUAUCCACAAACUGGUGGAAUUAUCGACAUUUUCAACAUCAUGUAAAACCAAACAUCUACCCCAAAGAUCCAGAUAUUGAUGUGGGGCCACUUUUUCUAAUUGCAGAGUCACAAGCUGUGAAGUAUGGCAAGAAGAAAAUUAAAUACAUCGACUAUGAAAAGCAGCACCUGUACUUCUACUUUGUGGCGCUCCCCUUACUCAUGCCUGUAUAUUUCAAUCUGCAAUCUAUGCAAGUGAUGUACCUACGAAGGUAUUGGGCGGACAUUGCCUGGGUUAGCAGUUUUUAUAUCCGUUAUUUCAUCACAUUUGGCCCUUUCUAUGGAAUCUUUGGAACCAUUUUGCUCAUAUACUUAGUCAAGUUUAUUGAAAGUCCUUGGAUUGCCUACGUGACCCAGAUGAGCCAUAUACCAAUGAAAAUAAGCCAAGAGGAGAACAGAGAUUGGUUUACCAGUCAGGUCCUGGUCACCUGUAAUGCAGAACAUUCCUUUUUCAAUGACUGGUUCUCUGGACACCUGAACUUCCAAAUUGAGCACCAUCUGUUCCCAACAAUGCCACGUCAUAAUUAUCACAAGGUGGCACCUCUGGUGAAAUCACUCUGUGCCAAGCAUGGAUUGCUGUAUGUGUCAAAGCCCAUGUUGACAGCGUUUGGAGAUAUUUCCAGGACCUUGAAAACUUCUGCAGCCGUCUGGACGAAAGCUUAUUAUGAAACAUGA
Molecule: messenger RNA, 1482 nt
Organism: Suncus etruscus (white-toothed pygmy shrew)
Lineage: Eukaryota; Metazoa; Chordata; Mammalia; Eulipotyphla; Soricidae
Product: fatty acid desaturase 2-like protein FADS2B
Exons: 12
Coding region: 1-1482 (493 amino acids)
Biological process (GO): lipid metabolic process
Cellular component (GO): membrane
Molecular function (GO): oxidoreductase activity, acting on paired donors, with oxidation of a pair of donors resulting in the reduction of molecular oxygen to two molecules of water
Source: RefSeq, a predicted model, not a curated record